Molecule: messenger RNA, 549 nt
Organism: Lolium rigidum
Lineage: Eukaryota; Viridiplantae; Streptophyta; Magnoliopsida; Poales; Poaceae
Exons: 4
Coding region: 1-549 (182 amino acids)
Biological process (GO): protein transport
Source: RefSeq, a predicted model, not a curated record
AUGGGUCUGUUCUUCCGCAAGUCCUCCAAGCAGACCGGCAAGCUCAAGUCCCUUCUCAAGCUCGCCAUCUCACGUGUUGCCAUUGCACGCCGGCCACGCCUCGCUCGCAAGUCCAUUGCCUCCGGCGACGUCUGCCAGCUCCUUGCCCUCGGCCACAUCGACCGUGCUAUCCACCGGGCAGAGCAGGUGAUAAAGGAGGACAACAUGUUGGAGGCGUUGGGCACCGUAGAGGCCUACUGCAAGUGCCUCACCCAGAAAUCUGCGCAGCUUGACAAGCCCCAGGAGUGUAGCGAGGAGAUCAGGGAAGCGGCCGCCGGCGUCAUUUUUGCUGCCAAGUGGUGCAGCGACCUGCCGGAGCUGCAGCUUACCCGCGACAUCCUCGCAGACAAGUUCGGCAACGAUUUCGCCGCGCAGGCCAAAGAGGGCACCGCCUUUGUCGAUCCUACGCUGGUGUUGAAGCUGUCCGGAGACACGAUGAACAUGGAGCUGAAGAAGAAGGUGACCAAAGCAAUCGCCGUGGAGAACAACAUCUCGGUGGACUUCUCCUAG